GCGUUUGCAUUAGAAAUGUAGGGGGUUCAUCGACCCAGGUACAAAAAUCUGAAUAAAACAAAAAUGAUCUCGGGUAGACCUCCGGUCAGGCAAAAAUUCUUGAGGAUGACAACCAAACAGCCCCAUAGCACUUGUCCACCACGUCCAAAAAAAGAAGAAGACAAAGUGCUACUCAACUCACAGGUGAUCUUCACGCCAUGAAAAGGAUGAUUUAUGUACAACAUUCUCUCCUCAUCAAUUUACUUAUUUACCGUCGUUGAGUACGCGGCUGGUUCAGUACGCCGCUGCUUUAUAAGAGCAAAGCAGGCUCCGCUGCUUAACUGAACACCACAAACACUACGUGAAACAGUAGCUCAAAUCGCUCGCAACCACCCUGCACUCUCAGACUCUCAGUCCAGUUCCCAGUCCCACGCCGGCCGGCCGUUCGUUCGUCCGACAUGCACUGGAGCGACGAGGAGACGUCCGUUCUCGUGGACGCUUGGGGCCCGCUGUACCUCGGCCGCAAUCGAGGCCCCCUCAGCAUGGAGGACUGGGACUCCGUGUGCAGCGCCGUCGACGCACACCACGCCGCCGCCGGGCUCGACUUCAGCCGCAACCCCGCCGGUUGCAGGAGGCGCAUCUCUACACUCAAGGCUCGGUACACGGAGGAGGCCGCCAAGGGGCAGCCGACGUCGGCGUGGCGCCACUUUGCCCACCUCCGCGCCUUCCUGGCCGAUCCCAGCGGCGGGCCUCCGGGCUUCGCCGCCAAGAAGCCGGGGGCGUCCGUGAAGCAGGAGAAAAAGAAGGUGGAGGAGGCGAGUGGAUCGGUCGGCACGACGAAGGUCCCGGCGAAGCGCCAGUUUUCGAGCCUACGGGACAUCCUGGCAAAGACGCCGGCGACCCUCAAGGAGGAGGAGGAGACCGUGAAGGGCUGCGGGUGUGAGUUGGUUGGGGGUUCGGCGGCGGGGGUGACGAAGCUGGUGGCGGAGAUGACGAGGCUGGCGGAGGUGCACGAGCGCGUGGAGAUGGAGAGGCACAGGUUCAGGAAGGAGAUGCUCAAGAUGAAGAUGAAGGAGGAGAUGGAGACGGAGGACGUGAAGCUGGAGCGCAAGAAGGUGAAGGCGGAGAAUGAGGAACAAGUCCGCGGCAACUAAAAUCAUGAGGGACGGGGGAUUUGGUCUGCAGGCUGAUGCGUGUAGGCUGAAAAUCCAGUGGAAUAGAGAAGUAGUGUUUGUGCUUCACUGUAUCUUGUUUUACACCUAGUGUUGUUUACUGCAUUUGUGGUUGUACUCCGCACUUACCAUGUACCGUAGCUAGUACUAGUAAUUAGCAAGCAAGAAUCACCCCUAGAUUACAUAUCAAUGUAAUGUACGCAUUUUAAAUCAGUAGUAUAAUCCAGCGUUUGUGUCUCGAUCGAGUUGA
Molecule: messenger RNA, 1401 nt
Organism: Triticum aestivum (bread wheat)
Lineage: Eukaryota; Viridiplantae; Streptophyta; Magnoliopsida; Poales; Poaceae
Product: trihelix transcription factor ASIL1
Exons: 2
Coding region: 438-1133 (231 amino acids)
Cellular component (GO): nucleus
Molecular function (GO): transcription cis-regulatory region binding
Source: RefSeq, a predicted model, not a curated record